Eruca vesicaria subsp. sativa (arugula) is the source of this 960-nucleotide messenger RNA. NCBI's taxonomy places the organism in Eukaryota, Viridiplantae, Streptophyta, Magnoliopsida, Brassicales, Brassicaceae. The record is from the annotation of a GenBank genome assembly.
AUGUCCAAUGAAACCAAAGAUCUUAACAACUAUCACUACACUUCAUCGUAUGAUCAUUACAACAACAUUAACAGCCAAAGUGUUAUGAAUCUCCCUUACGUUUCUGGUCCAUCCACUUAUAAUGCAAACAUUAUCUCACCCCAAAUCGGUUCUGAUCUACACUCGAGUCCCCAAGGAGCGUACGGAUUGGGUUUCGAGCUAUCGCCAUCUUCCACCGAGUUUUUCAAUUCUCAAGAAAAUGAUUUUUAUAGUGCAUAUAAUUAUAAUAUUAGUCACAAGAGUCAUGAAGUUGUCGGUGGUGGUGGUGCAAUCGGUGAGAGUGAAACUAAGGUUUCUGCAUCCCCUUCUUCGAGUGAGGCCGAUCAUCAUAACGGCGAAGAUUCAGGCAAGAGCCUGAUGAAAAGAGAAGCCUGCGAUGGACUUAAAGAUGAUCAAAGUUCUCAGAAAGUAGUUAAAACCAAGAAGAAAGAGGAGAAGAAGCAAAGAGAGCAACGAGUCUCGUUUAUGACGAAGACAGAAGUUGAUCAUCUCGAAGACGGCUAUCGUUGGAGGAAGUACGGCCAAAAGGCAGUCAAAAACAGUCCUUAUCCGAGGAGUUACUAUAGAUGCACGACGCAGAAGUGCAACGUGAAGAAGAGAGUUGAGAGAUCUUAUCAAGAUCCAACAGUCGUGAUCACAACCUACGAGAGUCAACACAACCAUCCGAUCCCGACCAGUCGCCGUACGGCAAUGUUCUCUGGACCCGCCGCAUGUAGUUAUAACUCAUCGUCUCUAUCUCCAGUUUCAAAUUUUAUCAUCAAUACUCAAAGAACCUUCUCACAAGAUGAUCUCUUCGGUGCGCCAUACGCUAGUAUGAAUGUAAACGCUAAUUAUCAGCAACAACAAAACCAAGAAUUUCAGCGUGAUUAUGAGCUUUUGAAGGAUAUGUUUCCUUCAGUUUUCUUCAAGCAAGAACCUUGA